AUGCCUCUUAGUUCUCUCAGUCUCAGCGACACUCGCUCAGUCACAUCUAGUUCUUCCACAUCUAGCUCCUCCCCGCCCUUCAGCCCUUCACGUGGAACAUUCCCUUCCACACCAACAAAAAUACACCACGCAGGUGGUGUCGGCGUCGACCCGACUCAGCUCAUCGGGAAAGUACUCAAAGGUGUUCGACGCUCCCCUACUCACCCAAAUGUUACCCUCUAUUUCACCGACAACACCGCGUUCCAGAUAUUAGUCGACGGCUACGAUCCCAGACAUCGUGGCGUGCCUAAAACGAUCGAGAUGGACUCCGGUCUGGAGCCCAUAUUCAACCACACAAAGGACCUACGGGAAGUACAUCUCACUGUGUCCAACGCGGCGCGAGUCACUCUUGCGGAUAAAGCGUUUGACAAGGGGGGUCGGGGGAGCAAGUGGGAUCAGACGCAUCGUGGUAUCGCACUCAAGUUCAAAGAGGACAACCAGUGGCACUGUGUUUGGGCUACGCUUGCAGAAUAUGACGAUGUCGAGCGGAUGAAUUGCACCUUCAGAAGCUACCACGACGUCUAUCUCGACGUCCUGGAUCAGCCAGCCACGAGCCGCAAACGUAGAUCACGGAAGAGAGGCCAGGGAUAUUCUAUUCCCAAAGUAAUUUAA
This is a messenger RNA of Fibroporia radiculosa, 651 nucleotides long. RefSeq lists its product as uncharacterized. The transcript has a single exon. NCBI's taxonomy places the organism in Eukaryota, Fungi, Basidiomycota, Agaricomycetes, Polyporales, Fibroporiaceae. Bases 1 to 651 code for a protein of 216 amino acids. The record is from RefSeq and is a predicted model, not a curated record.